This is a messenger RNA of Sorghum bicolor (sorghum), 1221 nucleotides long. RefSeq names its product probable protein S-acyltransferase 15. Gene Ontology annotation, molecular function: palmitoyltransferase activity. The transcript has 7 exons. Lineage: Eukaryota; Viridiplantae; Streptophyta; Magnoliopsida; Poales; Poaceae. Bases 79 to 903 code for a protein of 274 amino acids. The record is from RefSeq and is a predicted model, not a curated record.
UCCCCUUCCGGAGGAGAGGAGAGGAGAGCGAGAGCGAGAGCCAGAUCCUAGGCGGCGAGCGCACCGGCACCGGUGGGGAUGGCGCGGAGGAGGGGCGGCCCCGCGCCGGCGACAGCGGUCGCCUCGCCGGCCGUGCUCGGCACGGUGGCCGUCAUGGGGUUCGUGUAUUACUCCACGGUGUUCGUCUUCCUCGACCACUGGGUCGGCCUUGCCACGCCUGCCGGCGCCGCCCACGUCGCCGCCGUCUCGCUCGCCGUCGCCGCUUGCUUCCUCGCCUUCGUCUGCGCCGCGGGUGCCGACCCCGGCGCCGUCCCACCCGCCUUCGCCCCCGACGCCGAAGCCGCGCAGGGACAGGGGUUGAAAUCAAGGUAUUGUGAUAAAUGUUGCAUGUUCAAGCCUCCUCGCACCCACCACUGCAAGGUCUGCAAAAGGUGUGUUCUGAAAAUGGAUCAUCACUGUGUCUGGAUCAACAACUGUGUAGGGUACGCAAACUACAAAGCCUUCAUCAUUUGUAUCCUAAAUGCAACUAUCGGGUCUCUGUAUUCAUUUGCGAUAUUUCUAUGCGAUCUACUUCUGAAAGAGCAUGACUUCGAUAUUCUAUAUGUGAAGAUACUCUAUAUCUUGGCAGGUGUCCUGUUGUUCUUCUUAAGCUUGACAAUAGGUUCUCUACUAUGCUGGCACAUCUAUCUUUUGUGUCAUAACAUGACAACCAUAGAGUACCGGGAGGCAGUAAGAGCGAGGUGGCUUGCAAAGAAGAGUGGGCAGAAGUAUCGCCACCGGUUCGAUCUUGGGAUACGGAAGAACAUUCAAAUGAUCCUGGGUCCAAACAUUCUUUGCUGGCUUUGUCCUACUGCGACGGGGCAUCUGAAGGAUGGCACCGAGUUCCAAAUCACGAACAACUGAUGAAUGCGCCAACAGCAUUUCUAGUCACCACUUGCUACCAUGUAGAUUUCCAUGUUGAUUUUGUAACCAAAUUGCUCCUGUAGCCCUGUUACAUUUGCUUUCUGGCGUCUUGCUAGGCUAGGGCACCUGUAGAAACCUUCAGCUCCUCCCAAUCUUGUAACAACAUGUAAAGCUUCUUCUCCCUCUCCCAAUCUCAAUGUAUUUUGUUCAUUUUUUUUUGUGUGUGUGUGUACGAGUACAGUUGUUUGAGUCGGAACCCACUCUACUGAAACACUGGAUUGUGAGCUUGAUUUUGAAUAUGUGCUGCGAAUUAUCCCA